Molecule: messenger RNA, 369 nt
Organism: Cantharellus anzutake
Lineage: Eukaryota; Fungi; Basidiomycota; Agaricomycetes; Cantharellales; Hydnaceae
Exons: 1
Coding region: 1-369 (122 amino acids)
Source: RefSeq, a predicted model, not a curated record
AUGAACUUCAGGAUCUACUACCAACACAACAUUGAGCGUCUGUCAACCUGUCCCCUGACUGUUCACGCACUCCUUCACUUGGCCGACGAUAUUGAGAAUAAUGGGCCACCAUGCAUGAACUGGACAUUCGUAAUGGAGCGCUGGUGUGGACGAUUACUUCCAGCAGUCAAGUCGCGUGUCUAUCCAUAUAAGUCACUGACUCGCCGACAAGUUGCAAUCUGUAAGGGAUUAACCUUACUUCACUAUAAUUCCGAUUAUAGUGAUAUUUAUAUUAUGUUGCAUCACCAUAAUUCCCAUUAUAGUGAUGUGUUUAUUUCUUUAUUUAUUUGUGCCGAGAUAUGUAAAUUACAUAUAUAUACCUCGGAGUAG